Molecule: messenger RNA, 212 nt
Organism: Cantharellus anzutake
Lineage: Eukaryota; Fungi; Basidiomycota; Agaricomycetes; Cantharellales; Hydnaceae
Exons: 1
Source: RefSeq, a predicted model, not a curated record
GCUUUAUCCUGGCCCCAUGGGUGGAAUAGAUGGUUUUUGGGCCAUACUCCAUUAUUAAAGCGGGAUUUCCCAUCGGUGGCAAUUGCUUUGUCUCAUAUCUGGCAUGUUGCAUUUAUCCAUUUGGCUGGUCGUAUAUGGGGGCAUGUUCAGAGGGCAGCUGGUGGUGGUUUGGUUCAUCGCCGGUUUUGAUCUUCGAGUUGUUUCUUGGUGUU